Messenger RNA from Aspergillus neoniger CBS 115656, 2949 nucleotides. RefSeq names its product putative ARID/BRIGHT domain protein (SWI1). Gene Ontology annotation, biological process: regulation of transcription by RNA polymerase II. Gene Ontology annotation, molecular function: transcription cis-regulatory region binding. NCBI's taxonomy places the organism in Eukaryota, Fungi, Ascomycota, Eurotiomycetes, Eurotiales, Aspergillaceae. The coding region runs from base 1 to 2949 and encodes 982 amino acids. Gene Ontology annotation, cellular component: nucleus; SWI/SNF complex. The record is from RefSeq and is a predicted model, not a curated record. The transcript has a single exon.
AUGAAUGCCUGGCUAGCCGACGCCUCGAACCUUCCGAACCAUGACAAUGGUGCUUUUCACCAAGCGACCAUUGAUCCUUCUGCGGCAUUCCUCCAUACCUCUCCUACUCCCGACCCUACCCAGUUCCAGCGCAUGUUCAAUGGCGUACCGCGAAAUGCCUCCCCUGGCUUCCACAACCCGAACCAGGUGAUUCCGUCAAAAAGGCCGCGACCGGAGGAUGCCAUGUCGAUGUCGCCUCGACAGGCUCCCGGGGCUAUCGCGGCAUCUCGGUCUCAGACUCCUCACCAGGUGCCAUUCCCAGGGUACCAAGGAGCUGCAAAUGGCGCACCUCAAUAUCCUCCGCAUCCCACUCCGUAUCAGCACCUCCAGCAAGGAGCUUCUCCGAACGUCACCCAAUCUCCGAUCAUGCAGGAAUUCGACCAACACGGUGUACAACGAAUGGGAACUGCUUCGCCCAGCCCGUUCUCCCCAGCCGGCCCUCAAGUAGGCUCCCACAUGUCUCCGUCACAGUCCGAUCAUCCGAGUAGGGUGAACACGCCGCAAAACAGCUCAUUUAUGCCCAAUCAACCGUACCCUCAGGCCAUGGCGCCCCAGUUCCCGCCCGCGCCUGCAAUGACUACUGCCGCUGUGCAGGCGCCGAUGCAAGCACAUUACGGCGGUAUGCCUCAGGGGUAUCAGCAGGCCAUAGCUGCCCAGCAGCAACAGCAGCGAAUGCAUGCCAUGCAGAUGCAAAACCAGGGUCGUCCAAUGGCGAUGAAUCCCGCCAUGGCCGGGCGACCCGUGGCAGCUGGGAUGAACGCGAUGGCCAAUCCUCAACAAAUGGCCGCCAUCAGGCAGAUGCAACAGACUAUGGCAAAACCGCCUAAUCCGGAAGGGUUCAUGAGGUCACUGCAGAAGUUCAUGAUGUCGCGCAACCUUCCCCUCGACCCUAGUCCCGUUGUUUGCGGUCGCCCGAUUAACCUGGUCCAGCUUUAUGCUACGGUCAUGAAGCUCGGAGGAUCAAAGAAGAUAACGGCUGCGAAUAUGUGGCAUGUCAUUGCACAGCAACUGCAGUUCCCGCCGAUGCAGCUGCCGAUGGCCAUGCAGGAGCUUAGGGAGCAUUAUCAGCGGAACCUAGCUGCGUACGAGCAGGCCUUCCUCAGCACCCAGCAGAAGCAAUUUGCGGAGCAGAUGCAGCAAACCGCGGUGCCACGCCAGCCCAGUGAUCCAUCUGCUAUGCAGUUCCAGUCUCCAGCCAUUAAACCGGGCCAGGGGUAUGACAAUGCACAGCAGAUGGGACACCCAUCGCCAAGUCCCGCGUCUGUAUCGAGUAGCGUACAACAUAACGCUUCGAAUGGUUUCGCGACGCCUACACCUGUUAAAACUCAGGGCAAACCGCAGAACCAGCACCGUCUCAGUAUUUCCCGCCAGUCACAACCUCCAGCAACGCCAAAUGAUCCCACUGGCCAAUUACCGAGUCAAUCGCCUGCGCAGCCGGGUAAAGCCCCAGGCCCAGUCCCUGUGAAGCCCUCAGAACAGCUGGACCAGUCGGAUCAGCCAUUGAAGCAUCAAAUUGAGGAUCCGUACAAACCCAUGGUCUUGCCAGAAAGCAGUUUCCAUGGACCCAUAGCCAUCGAUGAAAUGUAUCAGAUCGGGGAGGAUAUUUCUCGACUGAAGCCUAAUGUCCCCAGUUUUGCUGAGUUGGGUGUAAUUGAUAUCCACGCUCUCACAAUGAGCAUCAAGUCCGGGAUCCAUGCUGAAAUGCGCAUGGCUUUGGAUACGCUUACAUCCAUAUCUUCAGAGCCGGCGAUCCAAAUAUCGUUAGAUAACUGCGACGAUCUGGUGGAGAGCUUAAUAGAAUGCGCCGAGGACCAGGCAGAGUUUCUCGCGGAACAUGCUGCCGAAGUGUCUGAUAUGAUGCUUCUAUCUUCUUAUGAAGAAGUGACUCGUGGAUGUCAAUCGGAGUGGACGUCUUUGGCGGAUGUACCAGAAUUCGGCAGCCUCGACUACGAACUAGACCGUGCCGUCGACCGACUCAUCUGCAUUACAACCAUACUACGCAAUUUUUCGUUUAUCGAGUCGAACUUUGGAAUGUUGUCUACUCCUCCGGUUGUUCAAUUCAUGUCGACUAUCAUUCGUUACCUCGGCACUCGCAAUAUGCUACUGAGAACACAUCAAAACACAUUGGAUUUCAUGAAGGACACAGUCACUUACCUCAGCAACGUGGCUCACACCAUUCAGUUACCGAGUAAGGAAGAAGCACUUUGUCUUCUGCAUUUCCUUCUUGCUUUUGCACCAUUCCCAGGUCCUAUGAGCUCGGAGGGCAUAAUGUUCAAUUCAUACAACCCCUCUAUUCAUAAGUACACACCGGCAGCGGUUGAUAGCUUGGCCAAGCUUUUGGCACGGGAUGAGCCCAACCGGACAUUCUUCAGAGCAAUCUUUUCUGGCGAUGGUGCCUCGAUCCAGCAAGAGUUGCUGACCCGUGCCUUUGGUCUUGCCAUUUGCCCGGUCCCUGAUCAACCGCGGAAACCCUUGGCUAUAGCGGAUGCUCGGAAGGUUUUCCUCAUGCAAGGCCUAUUGGCAGCGGACAUCCUUUCAGGCUUUGCGGAUGGACCUAUUGCCAAGUCAUGGCUGGAGUCGACCGACGGGUUUGCGAUCCAUCUACUGCGGCUCUCAUGCCUCCUGAGCACAGAACGAGUUCCUCCACCGAGCACCAACUCCCGCCAAUCCCAUGCCGCAAGGGGUCAAGCCGAAGCCGAGGCUGCUGCUUACAGCUCCAUAAUCAAUCGGGGUUUGGCAAUUCUGCGUCGACUAGCUGAGAAGUCAAAGCUUGCUGAUUCCAACGCCACGUUACGGUUCCCGUCGGGAAUCAUCCCAAGGAAAGAAAGCUUGCUUGGCGCACUGUUGAUGCCUAACAUAGAUCCUGGUGUUGUACGGCAAUUGAUAACUUAUGCACGACUAGCGGAAUGA